UAACUAGUACCACGGCUACUGACCACAAAACUGCGCGUUCAUUUCGUUAAAAAACAUGUUUUAAAACACAAAUAUGUUAAAAAUCGAAAUCAAAAUAUUCUUUCUCCUUGCUUUUGCGUCGGGUUUAACUGUGCCACAGUCUAGCCAAACGACGAACGGAAGAAGUGAGAAAUUAACAGUGUACCAAGAUAAUGAUAAGAGCAGUUUGGUGUUCGUGUUCGAUACUACGGGAAGCAUGUAUAACGACUUAAGGCAGUUAAGAGAAGGUGCCGAGAUGAUUUUGGAUACAGCUCUGGAGGAAAAUGGAGUGAUAGAGGACUUUGUAUUCGUGCCUUUUCAUGAUCCCGCCGUCGGCCCGGCGACAGUAACCCGAAACAAGGAGGUUUUCAAAUCCGCUCUAAACAUCGUGCGAGUGUACGGAGGGGGCGAUUGCCCUGAGAAGUCUCUAGGGGGGAUCCAAUUGGCUCUGAAUGUCAGUCGACCGCGGUCCUUCGUGUACGUGUUCACUGACGCCACCGCUUCUGACCAUAGACUUGUUGGGAAGGUGCUGGACUUGGUACAGAGGAGGCAGAGUCAGGUGGUAUUUGUCCUGACGGGUCACUGCAACGACCUGCACAAGCCGCACUACAAAGUGUACCAGCAGAUAGCUGCGGCGAGCGCUGGACAAGUCUUCAACCUGAACAAGACGAGCGUGCAUAAAGUGCUCGACUUUGUCAGAAGUUCUAUUCGCGCGAGGACCGUGAAUCUAGGGUCCGCCGUUAAUCCGCCAGGGUAUAAUUAUACGCAAGAGAUACCAGUAGACAAAAGUCUAUCAGAAGUGACAGUAUCAGUGUCGGGAGCCAAGCCCUCUAUCAAAGUGGUGAAUCCCAGCGGCGAAGAACUCUCCGGUCCGCCUAGGCUGAUCACUACUCUGGACUUGUCUGAGAUUAUGGUGGUAAAAGUCCUGCAACCAGAGCCGGGAAACUGGACGAUAACGACAGGCAGCCAAGAGGACUUUUCCGUCAAGGUGGUGGGGCUGUCUAACCUGACGUUUAAUCACGGCUUCUCGGUGGAGCGACCUACGUCCAUGGCUGAGACUAGUUAUAGACCUUUGCAAGGCACUUAUAACCACAUGUUGAUAUCGCUAACCCAAAUAGACCGGCCUGUUAAUAUCAGCUAUGCGGAGGUAUUGGGCCUUGAUGGGAAGACACUGUUUGAAAUACCGUUGCACGAACUUGAUGCUCAGAGGAAGAUAUACUUGGCUGAUGCUUUCGUACCUCCUGAUGACUUCUUCUACAUUGCUAUCAAUGGUCAUGACGAGUACCAUCAGGAACUGAGGCGUAUCGGCGCUACGGCUGUACAGGCAAAACCACCAGACGUUCCGUAUCUGAUGGUGAAUCAAAGGGUAGUAGCGAGGGCUCGCGAGAGAGUGGUCUUAACUUGCACCAUCGAAAGUUUGGUGCCGCUUACUGCGAUGUGGACUAAAGAUAACGUUAAGAUACAACCGCAAAUUUCCAGUUUACAAAGCACCUCAUUAGACUACGUAAUAGAUGAUAUGAGGGAAGAAAACGUCGGAUCGUACAAAUGUGUCGCCAAAAACAUUGCCGGGACCAGCCAAGCUGUUACUGAAGUUACCAUGCUAGUGGAUCCACCGAAAGUUUCAAUCGCGCCAAAUAAUCAAACGAUACAAAUUGGAGAUAGCGUAACUAUUUCAUGUAAAGUGCUUAGUGACGCUCUGUUGUUAAAGUAUCAGCUAGUAUUUAAUGGUACCCAGAAUCAAUAUGUGACUGACAUUAAUUUGGAACCAAACAUGGAAGGAGUUUAUGUGUUCAAUAAAAGUAUAACAAAUAUUAGUGAACGAGACAGUGGAUUGUAUUCGUGUGUUGCUGUGAGCAGAGGUGGCCACAAUGUGCAGUCAACACAAAUAACAGUAUUAACCACACCUAUAGUCCAAAUACUAGGUCCACAUUCCUUAGUGAAACCAAGACAUUCCGAUAUACAACUUGUUUGUAGCGUCGACAAUGCUGAUCAGAUCAUCUGGCUGGCCCCUAACGGCACUAGCGUGAAGGAGGUCGAAGUCACUGGGAGUUAUACUGACAUGUUGGAUGUUAGAGAUGUAAAUGAGGAAGGGCAGUGGAAAUGUAAAGCAAUUAGAGGGUUAUAUGAAGCGUCUGAUGCCGUAGAAAUAAGCAUUCUAAUAAAACCUGAAGUAUUAAUAGAAGGCCCAAAGAAUAUAACAAUAAUUAAUGGCACGAGUAUUGAAAUUGUUUGCAAUAUCGAAGCGAAACCAACGCCGCGAAUACUUUGGCAUAGAGAAACUGAGAGAUUCCUUAAUAAUACGGUAACACAACUGGAACCGAACAAGUAUAAAAGCGUCCUGACUUUAGACAGUUCGAAGGAAAACGUGAAAGGGACGUAUUUCUGUUUCGGUGAAAACUCUGAGGGUAUUCAUCAAGACAGCGUUACUGUCGAUGUUAGGAGGAAGAUGAAAUUGGUGGAAGGAUUUACUGAUAUGAUAGAACAACUGUACUCCCAAAUAACGUUGCCGUGUCGAGUAGAUUCCUACCCCUCCCCGCAAAUACGAUGGUACCACAACGAUACACAACUUACUAUGAACGAUAACGUCUACCUAACAGAAAAAAAUGAUACUUUAUAUAUUCUUAAACUGGAAUUCGAAAAUCUUGGAAUAUAUAAGUGCAAUGCUGAUAAUGGAUUCGAAAAGAUAGAGGUCCAAGGCAGUUUGAAUGUCGAUGGAUUGGAAAGUCCUGUAUUAUUCAAGGAACCGGUGCGAAGGGUGACUCAGAAGGGAAAAUCAACCAUACUCACAUGUAGAGUAAUAAAAGGCAACCCUGAACCCUAUCUAUCUUGGCAGUUUAGACGCGAUGGCUCUGAUCAUUUCUCUACUCUGCCGCGUGACGUCAUCAUGAAUGAGAACCGUUCGGAGGUGAUCCUCACUAACGUCGAGAGCUACCAUUGGGGCGUGUACAGAUGUGUCGCGGAGAAUAUUGUUGGGAGGGACGAGUACGACGCUUUGUUGGUUGUUCAGUAUCCUCCAGAAAUCAAACGUGAGGCAAAUAAAACAGACAAGCCGCUAGAAGUACAGGCAGGGAAGAAAGUGACUUUCUCAUGCGAAGCGGUAGGCGUACCGCCUCCUAUUGUCACGUGGACUAAGAACAACCGGCCUGUUAGCUAUUCCAGAAAUGUAUAUUUAACAAACACAAGUGAAUUGGUAAUUGAGAAAGCGACAGAAUACGACUCGGGAGUGUUUACCUGCAAAGCGACGAGCAUUUUGGGAUCUACCAGGAAAAACUUCACGUUAGUCGUAUAUGUGCCACCAGCAAUUGCACAACCAGACAUCGAACCGCAACUGGAAGUAGUAGAAGGCAGUCUAGUAGAACUACCGUGCACUGGUCGAGGGGUGCCCAAACCACAGAUAGAGUGGCUGCAGAAUGGUGAACUCAUUAAAGAAGACAGGAAAUAUAUCGACGAGUUUGGAUUAAGAUUUGUGGCCAAUUUAACCGACUUCGGCGAAUAUACGUGUUCCGCUAAAAAUACGUAUGGAAACGCAUCAUUUGUAUACUCUGUUUACAUAUGGGUGGCACCGUACAUAGAGCCUCCUCUACUUACCAAGCAGAAUGUGCGUCUUGGAGCUAAUACAACUUUAGGCUGCGAUGCUGUUGGGUUCCCCAUACCUAGUAUAUUUUGGGAGUUCCAAGGUGAAAUAUUAUCGAAAAACACUACUGAUUUGAGCUUUAACGACUAUGGAGUUCUGAAUAUAACGAAUGUGACAACAAAACACGAAGGCGUCUACGAUUGCAUUGCGCAGAAUCUGGCUGGUUUUGCUAAGAAGUCCAUAUACCUGAGCGUUAUUGAACCUCCUAGAAUACUCCCAGACAACUAUAGUGGGCCGUACAUAGCGACAGAUAAAGAUACGGAACUCAUAUUAUCCUGUAAAGCUACUGGGAACCCCAAACCUUUCGUCAUCUGGGCGAAAGACAACCAUUAUCUGGAUAAAGAUUCCCGAUAUAGUGUGGAGGUAGAUGGCAAGCUGACAAUAAAAUCACCAUCAGAAGAACUGAGUGGGUUUUAUACGUGUGUAGCCAAAAAUGUGGCAGGAUCUGUGAACAAAACUGUUUCAGUUGAAAUAUACUCGCUACCUGUAAUGCAAGCCGAGCAAUCAGAUACAUCCGUGACGGUGGUUGAAGGGACGAACGCAACCAUUGAGUGUCCAGUGCCCAGUACCUCUAUGGAUAAAGUAAAAUGGUAUAAGGAUGCGAAACUAAUAUCAACAGGGCACUUACACAUACCAAAUAUAACUCGGAAUAAUGCAUCUACUUUGGCCUGUGUAGUGAGUAACACGGUGAUGUCGAGUUACUCCACCGUCCAGGUCGUAGUGGAGUGGGGGCCUAGGUUGGUGUGCACUGGUGGGGAUGCGCAAGUGGUCAAGGGAGACGACUGGUACUUCGGUUGCGAGGUUGACGCGAAACCAGCGGCUAAGACGAAAUGGCUGUUCAAUUCAAAGCCACUUCUGGGCAAAGAUAAAGAGAAGCUUAAAUUGAUGAAUAUACAGUUACACAAUACAGGAGUGUAUAAAUGUAUCGUCAGUAAUCCGCAUGGCACUGUUACUAGGCAGUUUGCUUUGGACGUGUCAGUGCCACCCUUCAUAUCAGACUUCGAUGUACUCGACGUUCAGUUAAAAGAAGGAACGAACGCCACUCUCGAAUGCAACGCUAAAGGAAUACCUUCACCCAAUAUAACGUGGGUUUUCAAUAACACAAAUUGGCACGUUCAAAACUAUUCGCUGACCACAUCGAACAUCACCGACCAAUCAGAGGGUGUCUAUCGUUGUAACGCUGUGAACAAAGCCGGGGCCGCGUACUUAGUAUAUAGAGUGACUGUGACGGCCUCUGCUUUGGUGGAAGAAGUGACUUUGUACCGGGGAGCAGGGGGAGAAACAGUCGAAGGAAAGGUAGAGGUUACUCUUGGUUCUCACGUCAGACUAUCUUGCAAAUCGUCAGGCAAGCCGUCUCCAACGAUACAGUGGAUCAGAAACGGCGACGUCAUCAGUCAAAAUGAUGACGACAUAGCCUAUGCAGAUUUAAGACUAGAUAAAGUGGAAACCAGCCAUACUGGGACGUAUUCGUGUAUAGCGUCUAAUGAAGGUGGCACAGAUGAGAGGGACAUCAAACUGGAUGUUUUGGAACCGCCGAAAAUAUUCCAGUCUUUAUUCCAAAAUGGCAACUCCACAGAAAACGUGACGAGGUUGGAAGUGAUAUCCGGGCAAGCUUUCUUCUUGCACUGCCAUCCGUAUGGCAACCCCAUGCCGGAGAUCUACUGGUUCAAGAAUGAUGUUCCUCUAAGGUUGUUUGACGACAGCAUGGUUUCAAGAGAUUACGGUGAAGUGAUACAGUCGAACGGAGCGAGAGUUGAACACAGUGGAAAAUAUACCUGUGUCGCAAGGAAUAUAGUUGGAAAUGCAACGGAUGUUUAUCUAGUCGACGUCUUAGUGCCUCCGCCAGUAUCAAAGGAGAGUUCAAAACCGAUCAAUUCUCGGCUCGGUGCACAACUGAGGUUGACUUGCCCUGCGGAGGGCACUCCUCUACCACACGUCAUGUGGGUGAAACACCCGUACUUAGAAAUCAGCGCGGAGACGCCCAGAGUGGAGCUUAUUGAUGAUAAUAUUACUCUGACAAUAAAUAGUACCGAAGUGUCAGAUUCUGGCCAAUACUCAUGCAUAAUGACGAACAAAGUUGGCACCACAGAAGUUGUGUUUGAUGUGACUAUCGAGAAACCACCGUCCAUUGCGGACAACGUUGGCGAUAAUAUAUUAGAGAGCCACGUGGUUCCGUUACGGAGGAGCAUUGUACUCAAAUGUCAAGUUGAUGGCAAUCCGCUGCCGAGGAUUAAUUGGUUGAAGGACACGCAGCAACUAAGCGAGAACUUGUCCAAUAUCCAGCGAGUCCUCGGCAACAGUUUGCUGACUGUUUGGAGCGUGAACGUACGGGACGCUGGACAAUACAUCUGUAUCGCGGAGAAUACUGCUGGCACCGCGUAUAGGCGGUACAACGUUAUUGUACAAGUGCCUGGUAAGUGGAGUGGGUGGUCACAAUGGAGCUUUUGUAACGUCACCUGCGGCCUGGGGUAUCAACAGCGGUCUAGGAUGUGUCAUUAUAUGGACGACUACAACGUCACCUAUGAUAAGAAUACGAAAUCCAACAAGAUUAAACUGGAUGAGUCUGCUUGCAAAGGAUUGAGUUACGAGAGGAGAAAAUGUCACAUGCCACCUUGUGAGGAAGACGAAACGCAAGCGCGUUGGUCGAUGUGGUCAAAGUGGUCGCAAUGUUCAACUACCUGUGGAGUGGGCACGCAAGCUCGCACGAGGCGGUGCAAGUCCAAAGCGAGGUGUAUAGGCGAUAAUGUACAGAUAAGAAAAUGUCCUAAUCUACCGAAAUGCGACUAUAAGUCUGACCAAACGAGUUCUGAAAAUGAAGUGUUUAGUAGCAAGGAAGAACAAUCUACCGAAACGAAUCCCUACGCCCCGGAAGCCACAUUUGAAAUGCAACCUGAAACAGUCCACACAGCUUACGCUACGGACGUGGAAGAGGUUUAUAUAAAGCCAGAACCAAAUUAUUCCACCGUGUAUUACUACGUAAAUGUAACAGAAAACCUGGAUCAUAGCUACAGAGGGCCGUGUGAGCCGGGGUAUACGCACGAUAACGCCACACAGGCUUGCGAUGAUAUCGACGAAUGCCUCAUAGCUAACAAUUUAUGUCACUCGACGCAAGCUUGUGUGAACACCGCGGGGGCAUACCGCUGCGCUUGUCCUAAAGGAUUCACAGCGUUGGGGGUUGGACAGAGGUGUUUAGACAUAAACGAGUGCGAGCAAGAUAUUCACGGCUGCGAGUUUGCAUGCGUGAACACGGCGGGCGGGUACGUGUGCGCGUGCCCCAGGCACCUGCGGCUGCACGCCGAUAGACAUCGAUGCGUUAAACCAUCAUCACAGUAUAAGCAGUACUCGAACGAAGAACUAGAUUCUGAAGAUUAUUAUUUAAGUACCGCCAUAGAUUUUCCAGCUAAAUAUAUUAAGAAUAGAAAUUGAACACACACAAUAUUUUAAUUUAUUUUAAACGAAUCUUAAAACUAAAGGUUUAAAAAAAAGUUUUUUUAAUAAAAACUAUUAAUGUGUUUAUUUAAAACACAGAUUUAAAAAGUGGUAAUAAUGCGCAAUCUACUUGUUACAAGUAAGUUAAUUACAUUUCAUGAAUAAA
Pectinophora gossypiella (pink bollworm) is the source of this 7247-nucleotide messenger RNA. Its product is annotated as hemicentin-1-like. The transcript is spliced from 46 exons. The coding region runs from base 74 to 7078 and encodes 2334 amino acids. Gene Ontology annotation, cellular component: neuron projection. NCBI's taxonomy places the organism in Eukaryota, Metazoa, Arthropoda, Insecta, Lepidoptera, Gelechiidae. Gene Ontology annotation, molecular function: calcium ion binding. The record is from RefSeq and is a predicted model, not a curated record.